AUGUCGGACUCGACUCCACCGCAGCUAAGAACACUACUUGCAAAGGCCUUCCGAGAGGCCAUGGAUAAAAGCAGCGAGCUAAGCAGUGUUGCCCUUGAUGUUUAUUUGCAAGUGAUGGAUACAGUCCAUAAACUUAGCUCUGUGUGGAAACUAAAACUAAGUGGAGAGAUAGGGGAUAUCAGGAACCCUGAAAGUGCAAUGAUUAAGUGUUCAGCUAUUAAGGAAAGGCAGACAAUUCAAAUAUUUCCAGCAGCACCUCAGUGGAAAAACUUAGAAUUCUACUCCUGUUGUGCGCCAUCUCCAGGUGCUUAUGAUGUGACUACUUCAGAAGUAAUAAAAGGAUCUGUAUCCUUUCAGAAAGCAGAACGAUUUCCCAACCAAAAAGAAACUCAACAAAAUAUUAAUUUUGACAAAGAUACUACCUUACCUGCUUCAGCCAAAAAAGUGAAGGCUUCAAAAUUAAAGAAAGACUUUCAAAAGAAUGAUAAAGAUUUGAAGAGACUGGAAAAAGAGAUUCGUGUUCUUGUACAAGAACGUGGUGCACAGGACAAGCGGAUUCAGGAUCUGGAGUCUGAGUUUGAGAAAAUGGAAGCAAAGCUAAGUGCUGCAGUGAGGGAAAAAUCUUCUCUCUCUGCAUAUAAUGCUUCCCUGGAAAAACAGCUUAUUGAACUAACCAGGACUAAUGAAUUUCUAAAAGCUAAGUUUUCUGAAGAUGGUAACCAAAAGAAUUUGAGAAUUCUGAGUCUAGAGUUGAUGAAACUAAGAAACAAAAGAGAAACAAAGAUGAAGAAUGUGAUGGCUAAGCAAGAAGGCAUGGAAGAGAAGCUGCAGGUCACCCAGAAGAAUCUUCAGGAAUCUCAGGGGAAAAUAGCACAACUUGAAGGGAAACUUGUUUCCAUGGAGAAAGAAAAGCUUGAUGAAAAAUGUGAAACCAUGAAACUCUUAGAAUACAUUGAAGAAAUUAGUUCUGCAUCUGAUCAAGUGGAAAAAUACAAGGUAGAUAUUGCCCAGUUAGAAGAAAAUUUAGAAGAGAAGAGUCAUGAAAUUUUAAGCCUUAAACAAUCGUUUCAAGAAAAUGCUGUGAUGUUGUGUAAACAAAUAGAAGACCUGAAUGCUAGAUGUCAGCUGCUUGAAAAAGAAAAAGAAGACAUGACCAUCAAAGAUAGAGAACAAAUUGAAAAUCUAAAUGCUGAGAUACAAGACUUAAAAGAGAAGUUUACACUUGAAAGAGAAGAACAUGAAAAGCUACAGCAAAAGGAGUUACAAUGUGAUUCACUUCUCCAACAAGAGAAGGUGGAUAAGAAAGGCAUCUAUCAAGCAUUAACAAGUAGUGAAAUAGAGGAUCUUAAGCGGGAAAACUCAUCACUACAGGAAAAAGUGGCCAAGGCUGAAAAAAGUGCAGAGGAUGUUCAGCAUCAGAUCUUGACAACUGAGAGCGCAAAUCAAGACUAUGCAAGGAUGCUUCUGGAUCUACAGACCAAAUCAGCGCAAAAGGAAGCAGAAAUCAAAGAACUGACAGUUUCUUCUCUUAAAAAGAUAACUGAUUUGCAGAGCCAACUGAAGCAACAAAGUGAAGACUUUAAGAAACAACUGGAAGAAGCCAGGGAAGCUGAAAAAGACAAUACAAUGGCAGAAUUAACUGAAGAAAUAAAUAAGUGGCGUCACCUUUAUGAAGAAUUGUACAAUAAAACAAAACCUUUUCAGCUCCAAUUGGAUGCAUUUGAAGCAGAGAGACAGGCUUUGUUGAAUGAGCAUGGAGCAGCUCAGGAGCAGCUGAAUAAACUAAGCGACUCAUAUGCUAAGUUACUGGGUCAUCAGAAUCUAAAGCAAAAAAUCAAGCAUGUUGUGAAACUGAAAGAUGAAAACAGCCAGCUCAAAUCGGAAGUGUCAAAACUUCGCUGUCAGCUUGCUAAGAGAAAACAAAGUGAGGCAAAACUUCAGGACGAAUUAAAUAAAGUUCUCAGUAUCAAGCACUUUGAUCCUUCAAAGGCUUUCCAGCAUGAAAGUAAAGAAAAUUUUGCCCUCAAAACCCCAUUAAAAGAAGGUAAUACAAACUGCUGGUGA
Molecule: messenger RNA, 2064 nt
Organism: Elephantulus edwardii (Cape elephant shrew)
Lineage: Eukaryota; Metazoa; Chordata; Mammalia; Macroscelidea; Macroscelididae
Gene: HMMR
Product: hyaluronan-mediated motility receptor (RHAMM)
Exons: 18
Coding region: 1-2064 (687 amino acids)
Cellular component (GO): membrane
Molecular function (GO): hyaluronic acid binding
Source: RefSeq, a predicted model, not a curated record